AUGAGCGGUCAGUUUGAGGACGAUAUCCACGACCGGGCCGAGAGGAAGAGCAGUAAAUCCCCGACGCUGCUCUCCUCUUACUGCAUAGACAGCAUUCUGGGCCGCCGGAGUCCCUGUAAGGUCAGACUGACGGGUCUGUCCGGCAGACUGGAGCUCGACAAAGCUUCUGACAGGCCAAUGAAAGACCCCCAUGCUGACAUGCACCUGCCACCAAAGCUCCGCAGGCUGUACGGAUCCGGAGGGAAGUACCUCCACGACCCCGCAGAGACUCUGGAGAGAGAGAGGCUCCUCAUGGACCAAACCAGCGACAGCCUGAAGAUCAGCCAUGCACCACAGGUGAGCAUCAGUCGCAGCAAGUCGUACCGGGAGAACGCAUCACUGAGCCGGGGAGAAGGUGACCAGAGCCCCGGGGAAGGGGAAGGGGAAGGCUCGGAGGAUGGCAGCCUGGGACUGGUGGAGCUCGGUCCUCUGAAGUUCGAGGAGGAGGCUGGAGGAAAGGAGGAGGAGAGCAGUGGAGGUGGAGGUGGAGGGGAUGCGACCCAAAGGAUGUCCCCAAAGGAUGAGGAGAGGGAGAGCUUGCACGCCGGGGAUGGGGAGGACAGCGUGUGUCUGUCGGCAGGCAGUGACUCGGAGGAAGGGAUGCUGAAAAGGAAGCAGAGAAGAUACAGGACUACCUUCACCAGUUACCAGCUGGAGGAGCUGGAGAGGGCUUUCCAGAAGACGCACUACCCAGAUGUCUUCACCAGAGAAGAACUUGCGAUGCGUCUGGAUCUCACCGAGGCCCGAGUACAAGUCUGGUUUCAGAACCGCAGGGCCAAGUGGAGGAAACGUGAGAAGGCCGGGGUGCAGGCCCACCCGUCAGGCCUGCCGUUCCCGGGCCCCCUGGCAGCGGGCCACCCUCUCAGUCACUACCUGGACGGGGACUUCCCUCCCCAUCACCACCCGGCCCUCGAGUCCGCCUGGACAGCCGCAGCAGCUGCAGCCGCCGCCUUCCCGGGCCUGGCCCCUCCGCACCACAACGGCUCCGCUCCGCCAAUGGCCACCCCGCUCGGCCUUGGCACUUUCCUGGGCACGGCUGCCAUGUUUCGCCACCCUGCCUUCAUCGGACCCACUUUUGGCAGGCUCUUCUCCAGUAUGGGUCCCCUGUCCAGUGCUUCCACCGCCGCAGCGCUCCUCCGUCAACCCGCCCCUCCUGUAGAGAACCCCUCCCACGCGGGCCCAGUCCUCGCCGACCCUUCCUCCUCUUCUUCCUCCCCCUCAUCCGUGGCCGCAGCGGACCGCAGGGCCUCCAGUAUCGCCGCGCUGCGCCUCAAGGCCAAGGAACACUCGGCUCAGCUCACCCAGCUUAACAUCCUGCCUACCGGAACCGCAGGGAAGGAGGUGUGCUGAACACACAACACCAGCUCUAGGCCUCCCCGUCCCAUUCCAUGACACCCCCGUCCCCCUCCUAAAAACCCAUGCAUACCUCUGGUGGCUGAUGUCCUGAUGUCCCCUUGUCAACCAUCCCUGUUACCUCAUGUUUCCCCAACAAAA
Anoplopoma fimbria (sablefish) is the source of this 1533-nucleotide messenger RNA. RefSeq names its product aristaless related homeobox a (gene arxa). Gene Ontology annotation, biological process: regulation of transcription by RNA polymerase II. The record is from RefSeq and is a predicted model, not a curated record. NCBI's taxonomy places the organism in Eukaryota, Metazoa, Chordata, Actinopteri, Perciformes, Anoplopomatidae. Gene Ontology annotation, molecular function: RNA polymerase II transcription regulatory region sequence-specific DNA binding; DNA-binding transcription factor activity, RNA polymerase II-specific.